Phalaenopsis equestris is the source of this 2301-nucleotide messenger RNA. RefSeq names its product subtilisin-like protease SBT1.7. The record is from RefSeq and is a predicted model, not a curated record. The transcript has a single exon. Lineage: Eukaryota; Viridiplantae; Streptophyta; Magnoliopsida; Asparagales; Orchidaceae. Gene Ontology annotation, biological process: proteolysis. Gene Ontology annotation, molecular function: serine-type endopeptidase activity. Bases 1 to 2301 code for a protein of 766 amino acids.
AUGGGUGCCGCCAUCCUUAACCUCUUCGUCUUACUCUUCCUCAUCUUCUCAUCCCAUUCAUUUCCCUCAGUCCACUCCCAACAAUUCCCAAUCACCAAUGAAGGUGGCGGCAUUGACCCCACCAAAACCCCUGUCUACAUCGUGCACGUGGAGAAGCCACACGGCAUCUCCAACCGUCCACUUCGCUUACGCGACCUAAAAAAUUGGUACAUGUCUUUUCUUCCAAAUGCCACCCUCGCUUCUGGCGAAUCUCGCAUGGUAUACACAUAUCGUGAAGUCAUCACUGGCUUUGCCGCCCGCCAAAGCCCAAAAGAAGUCGAAGCCAUGGAAUCCCUUGAUGGCUUCAUCGAGGCUAACCCAGAAAAAGAACACUAUACUUCCACAACCUACACCCCCACCUUCCUCUCACUUAAUGACAAACCAUCCAACACGUUAUGGUAUGACUCUUCCAUGGGUGCCGGCCAAAUCAUUGGGGUCAUCGAUAGUGGCAUCAGCCCUAAUCAUCCCUCCUUCAAUGACAAUGGGAUGCCCCCUCCUCCUGUGAAGUGGAGUGGCAAAUGUUAUUGGGGGAAUGCACGUACUUGCAACAACAAACUCCUCGGUGCCGUCGCAUUUCGUAACGGAGUUUACCCGGACCCGUACGACAACGAUGGCCAUGGCACCCAUGUUGCUAGCACAGCGGCUGGAAAUUUCAUCAAUAAUGCCAACGUGACCGGGCAGGCCGCCGGGAUAGCCUCUGGCAUGGCCCCACGCGCUCAUCUCGCUGUUUAUAAAAUCUCGUUUAUCAACCCAUCGGGCAUCUCAGUGUCUACUGAUGCAGAUAUCUAUGCUGGUAUAGAACAAGCCAUUCGUGACCAUGUUGAUAUUCUUCAAAUGUCGAUUGGGUUUGUCAAGUAUCAACUGUAUAAUAGUCCAAUUGUUAUUGGUUCAUUUGCGGCUAUAACAAAAGGGAUUGUUCCAUGUGCUUGCAUGAUGAACAUGGGGCCAACACCGAGCAUUUUAGCUAAUGACGCUCCAUGGAUACUAAUUGUUGGCGCGAGUACAUUCGAUAGAAAAAUAAUGGCUUCAGUGUUGCUUGGAAAGGGCUCGGAGUUAGCGGGUGAGUCAGCUUACCAACCUGGGACCUUUCCUUCCACUCAAAUACCACUCGCAUUCCCAUUUGACCAGCUUUCAACGGUUAAAUCCACGGGUUGUCACUUGGGUGAGCUCAAGAAGUUAAAUCUACGGGACAACAUUGUUAUGUGCUACCGCUUUGGCUUAAAGGAUGACGAGCGUGGCCGCAAUGUUUUGAUUUCCGGCGGCAAAGCCAUGAUUUUAUUGAAUGAUAUGCCAGAAGGAGAGACCACAAAAGCUUACGCGCAUGUGCUCCCUUCCUCACACCUUAACAACACCGACACCAAUGUCAUAAUCGAGUACUAUAGCAACACAGCGAAUCCGACUGCCGCGAUAAAAUUUCGUGGAACCCUAUUUGGAAUUAACUCUGCCCCAGCUGUCGCAACCUUCUCAUCACGUGGACCAAGCUUGACCAAUGGAGGGAUCAUAAAACCUGAUGUCAUUGCACCAGGAGUCAAUAUUCUAGCUGCGUGGCCGCGAACAGUGGGGCCAACAAAAUCCAUAUUCAACUUCUUGAGCGGUACGUCCAUGGCUACUUCACAUGUGUCUGGUAUCGUGGCACUGUUAAGAAAUAAGUACCUGAAUUGGUCACCUGCGGCAAUCAAAUCAGCGAUUAUGACGACCGCAUAUACAUUAGAUCGCAAAGGGAAUCCAAUCACCGACGAAUACGAAGGUACUUCAGCUACCGUGUUCGAGCAAGGAGCAGGCCAUAUAGAUCCAGAAGCAGCCACGAAACCUGGGAUUAUAUAUGAGCUAAACUACUAUGACUAUGUCCAUUACUUAUGUGGAUACUGUAAAUCGAAUAGUCCAGUACAAAUGAUCAUAAAGACUAAGAUGAAUUGUUCGCAGGUGAAAACAAUAGAGCCAGAGCAACUUAAUUAUCCGUCCUUUAGCGUGAGUAUUGGAGGGAACAUAACGGAGGUGCAGGUGAAAAGAAAAGUAACAAAUGUUGGGGAUGCAGGGUCGACUUAUACUGUGGAUGUGAAGGACCCAGAAGGGGUAAGGGUUGAGGUAACUCCACAAACAUUACAAUUUAACCAGGUAGGGGAAGAGGUGAGCUAUGAGGUGAAAUUUAGUUUGAAGGGGGGCUUGCCUAAGCCAGCUGCUGGUGAGGUGAGAGAAGGGCGAUUGAAUUGGGAUUCUGGGAAGUAUUAUGCUAGUAGCCCAAUGGUGGUCACAUUUGUUUGA